Messenger RNA from Phytophthora sojae, 804 nucleotides. RefSeq lists its product as hypothetical. Gene Ontology annotation, cellular component: lipid droplet; cytoplasm; membrane. Lineage: Eukaryota; Oomycota; Peronosporomycetes; Peronosporales; Peronosporaceae. Gene Ontology annotation, biological process: triglyceride catabolic process; lipid homeostasis. The transcript has 2 exons. The coding region runs from base 1 to 804 and encodes 267 amino acids. The record is from RefSeq and is a predicted model, not a curated record. Gene Ontology annotation, molecular function: triacylglycerol lipase activity.
AUGAACAGGUUCUGGAGCUGCUCGCUGCGCGGCGAUGCGUCGGACGAGUCGGUGCGUCAAGUGCCGUGCGCGCCCAUGGUGCCGCGUGCUCUGGGGGCGCCGGCCAAGACGAAGCGCCGACUCACGGAGCUGCACGACGUGGCGCAAUUGGGUUUCGGGGGCUGCGGGGGCAUGUACAACUACUUCCUGGGCGUGGCGUCCGUCCUACAGGAGGAGUACGACCUGCGAGACGUGAUCUUCUCGGGGGUCUCGGCCGGGUGCUUCCCGGCGCUGGUGCUGGCCCUGGGCAUGGACGUCAAGGAGUUCUUCUUCAAAAAGAACCUCCCGCUCAUCGAGGACGCGGCGCAGUGCUCGUACGCAGGGCUCGGCAAGUGGAUCCCCAUGGUGAAGCGCAAUAUGGUGAAGUUCCUACCGUCGGACGCGUAUCAACUCGUGGACAAGAAGCUGUACUUCUCGGUCACGGAGAUCCCCUCGUUGCGCAACCACUUGAUGACGACGUGGACGAGCAACGAGGAGAUGGUGGACUGCAUGCUGUGCUCGGCCCACGUGCCGUUCUACACGACGUCGCUGACGGCGCCGUACCGGGGGAAGCGCUACUUCGACGGAGGGCUGAGCAACUCCAGCCAGGGCCCCAUCGUGCACCCGGACGCACCCCACAAGGUGUUUGAGAUCUGGAAGUGGCGCUGGAUUUCUCCUACCUGGGUCCUGGUGACCACCAACGCCGACUGGGCCAUGGAGAUGUUCCGGAUGGGACGUGAAGACGCGGCCAAGAAUCUCCACGAAGUUAACGAAGUGUUCUUUUAG